This is a messenger RNA of Scophthalmus maximus (turbot), 1745 nucleotides long. It is a transcript of the gene grhpra, whose product is annotated as glyoxylate reductase/hydroxypyruvate reductase a. NCBI's taxonomy places the organism in Eukaryota, Metazoa, Chordata, Actinopteri, Pleuronectiformes, Scophthalmidae. The record is from RefSeq and is a predicted model, not a curated record. Gene Ontology annotation, cellular component: cytosol. Bases 176 to 1162 code for a protein of 328 amino acids. Gene Ontology annotation, molecular function: glyoxylate reductase (NADPH) activity; hydroxypyruvate reductase [NAD(P)H] activity; NAD binding. The transcript is spliced from 9 exons.
AAUAAACCCACUUCCUUCGUGCUGUGACCAGCUGUAGCUGUUCCACUGUGAAAAGUGAAGAAGUAUGAGCCCGGGCGGCCUGUGAACACACGUGUCCACCUCGCAGACGUCACGGUUUCCUGUUCUCCUGCUCGCCUGCUCUCCAAAGGAUUUAAAAGUCACUUCCAAGUGUGUGAUGCAGGCGGCUGCAAAAGUCAUGAAGGUGUUCGUGACGAGGCGCAUCCCGCCGGAGGGAAUGAAGAUCCUGUCUGCGGCCGGAGAGUGUGAGGUGUGUCUGUGGGACUCGGAUGAACCUGUGCCGAGAGAGGAGCUCCUCAAAGGUGUGCAGAGGGCUCACGGUCUCGUGUGUCUGCUGUCAGACAAGAUCGAUGCUGAGGUUCUGGAUGCUGCAGGGCCAAACCUUAAAGUAAUCAGCACCAUGUCUGUGGGAUUCGACCACAUGGCUCUUGAUGAAAUACAAAAACGUGGAAUACGUGUUGGAUACACUCCAGAUGUGCUGACUGAUGCCACAGCUGAACUGACUGUUGCUCUGCUGCUGGCCACCGCUCGCAGAUUACCAGAGGGAGUUGAGGAGGUCAAAAAUGGUGGCUGGAGCUCGUGGAAGCCUCUCUGGCUGUGCGGCUAUGGACUUUCUGGCAGCACAGUAGGAAUCAUUGGACUCGGACGCAUUGGUUUGGCAAUUGCUCGGAGACUCAUGCCCUUUGGAGUGAAGAGACUUCUGUAUACGGGGAGAGCGGCCAAGGCCCACGCCGCAGAGGUGAAUGGAGAAUUUGUUCCCCUGGACACACUUGUGUCUGAGAGUGACUUCAUCGUUGUUUCCUGCUCCCUGAGUCCAGAAACCCAGGGCCUGUGUGACAAACCCUUCUUCAGCAAGAUGAAGAGCACUGCAGUCUUCAUCAACUCAAGCAGGGGGGCUGUGGUGAACCAGGACGAUCUGUACGAAGCUCUGAGCAGUGGACAGAUAGCUGCAGCUGGACUGGAUGUCACGACACCCGAGCCACUCCCCACAAACCAUCCCCUGCUUACACUCAAAAACUGUGUGGUGUUGCCGCACAUCGGCAGUGCCACCUACUCCACAAGAGGUGUCAUGUCAGCUUUGGUGGCACGAAACCUGCUGGGGGGUUUACGGGGCACAGAGAUGCCCAGUGAACUCACCUUCUAGAGCCUGAUUCGGAGCCGCAGCGCCUGGUGCCGCCUCUGGUGUUGUCAGAAAACAGUAACGCACUGAUCUGAUAAUGGUCUCUGAUGUGGAGACCAAAGCAGUGAAAGAACAGUAAGAAUACUCAUGUCGUUCAGAUACAUGUUUUCUAAAUGUCAUUGUUAACUCAAUAGUUUUGUUUGAUCCUAUCACAGUUGCACAGAAGUGUGCUUUUAAUAUGCAUGCUGCAUUUUUGAGGAAGGAAAUGAUCCGUGCAAAGUCUUGAUUCAUGUUAACGAACUACAGUUGCUACACUCCUUGAAUAUAGUAGUAAAGGUGUUUCCUUCAAAAUAGAGUCAGUGGUUUGUUUUCUUGCCUUGAAGGUGAGAUGUACACUUGUUGGUCUGCACUUUAUCCUGAUGAUGAAGCUCCGUGUUUCCUGUUAGUAAACAGUACAACACUCCGGUUCUGUGUUAAAUGGGAUUUUUUUCUGAAGACUAAAAAUCGUUCAGUAGAAAUAUAAUGUAAGGUGUGCAUUUGUUUCUUUAAUAAAAAUCCUCAUGCUUGAAAUAGAUUUGUAGAUCAAUAAAAAUCGCCAAGUGCAUUA